GGGCUGAAGUGAAGCGUGAUGACCGGGAACAGACCGGUGCUGUCGGGAUGAGGAGCGCGUUCACUGGUGGAUAUUAGAGGAAUCAGCCUGUUGCUCAGCUGCUGCAAGUGCGCGUGUGUCGUCUUUCUCCAGCGGGAGGUCUGAUGGCAGAGAGGCGGACCAGAGGCAUGACCGGCUCGGAUCACAGCAGGAGCACGGCGGCCCGGGCCACUGCUAUAGCCGAGACACUGCACCAUGAGUGCUGCAUACUACUGGAGCUUUAUAGAAAGAAGGAGAGGUUCACCGUGGAGGAGUCGGUGGCUGACCGUCGCCUGGUGUCUGUCCCUCCUCCCUCCUCGCAGCUGGACACCAGGGACACGCUCUGGCGCCUCCACUCUGCUCUGCUACAGUGCCGCAGCUUGCUGGACAGAGCCAUCGCCAAAGAGGAACAGGAGCUGGGUGGCGGGAAGAAGGGCGACUACGAGACCCAGAGGAAAAUGGUGAGGGAAAGACUCUCGCUUCUCCUAAUCAACACAGGAGAGCUCCUCAAGGCUGUAGAUGGCACGGCAGUCCUCACCCCCAAUUUGGACGGCCUUGAGUUAGAAGGUCCGAGCAUCCUGUUUGAGCUGAAGCUUUGGAUUUAUCGGAUCUACAAGGAGGUGGAGCACUGGACCAAGACAGCCAUCACCACCUUGCAGGGCCUGCCCUCUGUGACAGACAAGGAGCGGGCGAGGGGCGCGCGGCUCAGGAGCAUGAGGAGCGCUCGGAGAUGAGAGGGAGACAUGAGGAGUGUGUGUGUGGGCGAAGUGGAGGAAUGAGAGAGAGAGAGAGAAAAAGAGGUUAGAAAUGGAGAGGUAAGAGGGUGACGGAAUGGAAAGAUGAGUUGAGUUGGGGCCAAAGUGAGAACCUGGCUGAUAUGGAGAGAGAAUGAAUGGAUGAGAGAUCAUCACCAGCUAAAAGAGACACAUACAGAUCUGGCACAGAGAGAUGUGUUGAGAGGGUGGGUUUCUCUUCUGUUUACAGGAUCUGAGGCUUCAGACUCUAACCAUUCAGAGCUAAUAGCAUCUGAUGGAAAAAGUGUAUUUUAAAUAUGACAGAUUCUAAUACAUUUAUGUAUUUAUUGUUUCUAUCUAUUAGAUGAAAUCUAACGUGUAAAUUCAGAGUUAAGAUACUUUUUCUUUCUUUCUUUGACCACGAGUAAACUAAAGCUUUGUUUUCCCUGUGCUUGCGGUACUUCUGUACAUCUGAAGUUAUUAUUUAAGAUAUACUGCCAGGUUUCACACAUUCUGAUGAAAAUAAGAACAUUUGAAGAACUGUAGGUUUGAAUACUGUGGCUUUAAAUGACCCCAAAUAGAUUAUUACCAGGGGCUGUUCAGAGUAUGAGGGAAAAAUAUGUAACAGCACCCUCUAGUGUUUACAUAUUGCUAUUGCAUACAAUUUAUUCCUUCCUUUCUUUCUUGAUUUUCCAGGAUAAUUCCAAUUAUGUCAAAUGAUGCUGUGUUCUAAUAGGUUUAUGUUAUAUUGUUACACUUUUUGUUUAAAAUAUGUUUUAUUGAGCCAAAGAAAGUUAUGUAAACAGAGUAUACUGUGGAGUCCUCGCUCAUAUUCAUAAAACAAAAAGAACUUUAAAAAUUAUUAUACUGAACAUUCAUAAAUUAUAAAGCCGGUGAUAUCUGUGUACACUAUCAAGGUAAAAUGGCUUCACUUGAAAAGGAUACAUACAUAGAAAUAAUUUCACACAAAAAGGUAAAUAAAUGUGUAUAUGCUAAAUAAACGAUACAUACUAUAUAAAUAAGUAAACUAGAAUGGAACUCAGUAGAGCAUAUAGCACUGCCAAGGUCCCAUUAGAUUCAAUCAAGCUGCACCAAAUUACACACAAUCAUAGAUAUCAGUCCCAUGAAUGUGCCUGAUGUUGUUUAUUAAGAUCCAUGAAUUAUUCUCCUGGACUUGGGUGAAAAUAUCAAAAAAGUAUCUUGCAAUGUUAAAGAAAAUGAUACAUAAAUCUGGAUCUGUACCAAAAUUGAAUGGCUUCUUUCUUGGCCCAUGUCCCAUCCUUUCACCAAGUUUCAUGGAAAUCAGUUUUUGCGUAAAACUGCUGACAAACAAACAACCAAACUAACGAGCAGGGGCAAAUAGGAAAAAGUAAUGUGAGAAAAUUCACAAUCUAUGUCUAAGACAAAGAACAUAACUCAGAUGAGGUCGUCUAAGAAAUAUAUUUACUUAUUUUAUUCAUCCUCAUUAUCUAAACCCCCCAUAUUCCCCUGUCCCCUACCCUUACUCAAUUAUGUGUCGGGUACAAUGGGAUAGUUAGGACCCUAAGCAAUGAAACCAUUUUAUGGACAAAUGAAUGUGUUGUGGAAAUACUUGCAAUAAAUCUGCAAACUCAAGUGAUAAAUAAUGGCCUAUUCUCAUUUAUUAUAUCCUACUGAUUUUAAUAAUUUGAAGUCAUAAAAACUGCAUUUUCCCUCAGCAAGAGGGCGACAAAAAUCAUGUCCUCCAUCACAAUAUGAACAAAAGUUUUGAGGCACAUUUUCCAAUUUGACUUGAUCCAAAUUCAGUCGGCAGCCAAAAAGGAUUUGUGUCCAUCACGUGGUCAGUCAUCUGUCCACUGAGCAGCUGCAGCUUGCACUGAGUUACUCGACAUAUACUGUAAAAUAGAUGACGAGUUAACUCGUGGAUCGACACAUGCCACGCUGUUCUUUAUUCGGCUGCGGUACUAAUUAAAUUAGCACCAGCCAUAGACUCGCUUCGUCUUUAAUAAUGCAUGAAGCUUCGGGGGCAAGUUAAAGGAAGAAGAUACUGUGAAUUGGAUUGAAUCCUAUGUAGAAUAUUCUGGUCUAGAUAACCAAAGAUAAUCCAUGACCACGUUUAGUAAGUCCUAUGCAGUAUUUUCAUUUCAUGUAUAAGGGGACCAUGUAACAUUUAAACGUUUCUUUAGGUCAAGGGCUGCAGGUUGCAUUGAGUUAAUGUUUGCAUUGUUACAUGCUGUAGGUUGAUAAACUGGUAGUAGCUGCACUGGGAGUUUAAACAAAAGCCUGUGUGGUGCUUGAGCGAUACAGGAAACUGGAUGUUGUUACUGGAAGGAAACAUGAAUUCAUUUGGUCAUUUGAUCUGAGUCACCAUCAUUAAUUCCCAGAUUCAAUUUGACCCCUGAGAAAAUAAGAGCUACUGCACAUGUGAAAAACGUAUUCCCUGAAUGAUGAAUGAAUAUACAUCGUAUAGCACAUAAACAUCAGAAAUAUAAAAAUAAUGGGAGUGCAGUGUGUUUUAAUACGAUACACUGUAAAUGUAAUACAUGUAUUGCAUUUGCUGUUCCGUUAGGGAUUUUGAGGGGAUGUAUUAUGUUGUUUUUUUUUAAAAUCUACUCUGAUGAUGAACUAUCUGCUGGACUACACAGAGCAUAAAUCUUCUUUAUUUUAUUUUUUUUCCAAAAAGGAUUUUCCGGCUCUGCUCUCUGUUCUGAGUUGCUUGAUUUGCUGGCCUGGUUGGCCCCGGAUCAAGAACAGUCAAAGACAAGAGAACUUAAGCCCAAGUUUGAAUAUCCUGUCAAUGAGUUCAAAGGCUUAGCAAAGACAUUACUCUUACUGUAGUAACUGUAUGUGACAGCAUUUUACUGUGGAAAGUCAUUGUGGUGGUGUGAUUUUUUUUUUUCCGUCUCAGUUGGUCAAUUCAUUGGUCUCAUUGAAAUGAGGGCGUCUGUGUGUCUUUGAUUCUGUGCUUUUGUUGGUCUGAAUGCAGGAGCCAGAACAUUAGCUCUAUGGGGAAACAGCUUCAUGUCACAGCUCUAUAGCUGUUUUCAGACAUGAACUCCGGAAAAUGUCCUGGAAAAUUGGGUCUGGACUUUCUCCAGAGUUUGUUUUUCACGUGUGAAGAACACAGGAGGAGAUUGUCCAAGUAAGACACGUUCUCAACAACAGGAAAAUGUCGGAAUCAUCCCGGCGACUGAGUAGAGCAUGCAGGAGGCAGGACGUGACUGAUCAAUUCCGCUGUGGGAAUCAUGUGUUUUGGUGACCACGUCACCAUAAGCCCACAAAACUAAUCCUUCCAAGUUGACAACUUUGUAGGCAUCUUCCCUGUGAAUGGCACCUGUUUUUCAUCCGGAGAUAUUUGUUGUCUUAUUGUUUUUGAUUGUUAUUUUCUCAGUUUUGUGUCGGUCAUUGACACACCCACCCACUCGCUCGUUGUGAAUUUUCCGAAAAUGUUCCUGCUGUCUUCUUACGUGAGCUCAUUCUGAGAUUAUCCGGACAUUUUACGAGGGUGCUGGCCGGAACAGUUACAGGAAAUGACAGUUGACUAGGACAUUUCGUAGUCACGCACAGCCUCUUCAGGAAAAUCUCCAGGGUUAAGUUCUCGUCUGAAAAUGGCUAUAGACUCAUUUUAGCCUGUCAAUCUCCCACAGACCCUGGUAAGAACAGUGCUCCUGUCUAAACGGUUGUUUUAAUUUACUAUUGAUUGAUUGUAUUACUAUUUUUUCACUUUUACCACGUGUCUUUCCAAAUGUAGUUUGUUACGCCACCAAGUGCCCUCUCUUGUGACCUCUGGUUUAGCGAGAGCUAGCUGGAGACAAAUGGCUGCCAGCACAAAGAGAGGAUUAGGUUACCAUCACAUCUGUCUAUAAGCAGCAAUCAUACAGCAGGAAGCAGCCACACUCAUUAGGGUUGUCAGCUUUAUCAUAAAGAAUGUGUGGUGAACCUUCUUCAUCCCUGAUGGUAGCGAAGUGGACUUAUUGAUUUAUGUAUGAAUUGUCUCAGUGUCAUUGACAUCAUUCUUUGUAUGGUCAAGCGACAAUAAACCCUGUCCUGCAAAUGUGGCUUUAUCUGUGCAAUGACUCUCACUGGAGCAGACACCGAAGCUAGAUUUAAUCUUUGGGCUGACAAAUUUAUUUUGCAUUUCUUUUGUCACUGUGGUCUAAAAAGUCUCUUUUGAAAGAAAGUGUCUCAAAUUAAAUCUUUUUUCUCUUGAGGUUUUGCAGCAAAGCCCCUUUCAGACAUGGAUACUGUAACAUUGCUGGGUUCAUCUAACAUACAGCAGGCCUCAGUCCACAGCUCUCACACCCAUACAGGAUGUUAUGUAUUAACAGAGCAUGCUUGAUAUUUGGCAUCUUGGCAGUGUAGUGUGAAUAUUUUUUGUUUAAGUUUCGAACCUGCAACAAGUGUGAAAAUGUUGUCUGCUGUUUGGCUUGAAAAUGACUUGAAGGUAGGGUUGGUGAGUUGAAAUCCUCUUCACGUCUCAAAUGCCAUCAAUAAAUAAAGUUGCCUGUGCUCUCAUGCGCAUGACCGGAGUCUUCAGCUGGGAGACGAUAGUCAGCAGUUAGGGAGCAAAUCAGGGAAAGUCUCCACUUUUCAGGCAGUGUGCGUUCAUGGGGGUAGCAGCUUUGAUGAGAGGGCCGACAGGAGGUUGUGGUAUCAGUUGCAUAUUUUCAAAGUGUAGCCUGCUUUUGCUAGCAUUUCCAGAAUUACCAACCCAAGCUUUAAAUAGGUAAUACAUCAUAAACAUACAUUAUGUUGUCAAUGAACUUACUGGAUAUCAGCUCAGCAAAGUUAUGGAUAUAGGUCAGACAUAGGUUUUACUGAGGUACACUGCUAACCUGAUUUGUUAUCUUUUUCUCUGUUAGGAGGGACAGGCAUUCUUUUUUGAGUUUUUACUAAAGUAGCUUGAUUCGCUUGCAGACGUCUCUAACUAGUCAAAUCUGCUGCUUCGAACUUUCCGUUGUGAUCAAAAUGCAGCACACUGUUCCGACUCUCCAUUCAUGAUUUGUUGCACACUUGACAUUAUCACAUGUAAGAAGCCUUUCAUCUGGAUUUUGGCUUCACUGUCUGUGUUUUUUUUCCCAAGUUUGUGUCACAGAGAAAAAGAUGCUACAGAAAUCUUGCUGAGAAAACGAGUCAGACAGUUUUCAAGCCGACAUGUAAAACUUUCUUUGAGUCGCCAUCUACAGUCUAAAUAUUGUUUUAUUUUUCAUUUAAGGACUAAAUGAUUGUGUAUCAAGAAAAUAAAAUGAAUAAUAAAUCAAAGAGAGAUAAUGUGUUGAAGCAUUGUGAACAUAACAUCAAAGUAAUGUACAGUCUUUAACAUUUUUCUGAAACUUUGGUGGCAGAACGUAUUUAUUAUUGACUUCACUCUGAGGGUGUGUGAGUGGACUGAAAUAAAUUGAUCUUGACUAAACUUUGAA
Hippoglossus stenolepis (Pacific halibut) is the source of this 6151-nucleotide messenger RNA. It is a transcript of the gene cntf, whose product is annotated as ciliary neurotrophic factor. The transcript has 3 exons. Lineage: Eukaryota; Metazoa; Chordata; Actinopteri; Pleuronectiformes; Pleuronectidae. Bases 144 to 752 code for a protein of 202 amino acids. Gene Ontology annotation, biological process: ciliary neurotrophic factor-mediated signaling pathway; negative regulation of neuron apoptotic process. The record is from RefSeq and is a predicted model, not a curated record. Gene Ontology annotation, molecular function: ciliary neurotrophic factor receptor binding.